This is a messenger RNA of Dicrocoelium dendriticum, 3156 nucleotides long. The record is from the annotation of a GenBank genome assembly. NCBI's taxonomy places the organism in Eukaryota, Metazoa, Platyhelminthes, Trematoda, Plagiorchiida, Dicrocoeliidae.
GACAAGCAUACGAAGCCCACGUACAAUCUACGGGCAGCCAACGGCUCACCGAUAGCUUCAUACGGUCAGCGCAUGAUGAACCUAGAUUUAAAUCUCCGCAGAGACUUUCACUGGGUUUUCACGGUUGCGUCAGUACCUUUCGCAAUUAUCGGCAUCGAUUUUCUUCGCCAUUUCGGAUUGCUUGUCGACGCGGGUCGCAACAGAAUUUUAGAUGAUCAUACGAAACUAGGGGUUGAUGGUGUCCUUUCAGAUGCCCCGAUAAUCAGCCCUGUAUUUCGGAUCGCAGACGCACCGUCCGACUACUUGAGCCUCCUCUCCGAACACCCGCGACUGGUUCGACCGGCUGCAGAGCUUCCACCAGUCACGACAGAGGUCGCUCACCACAUAGUUACGCGCGGUCAACCAGUUAGCGCACGACCAAGACGGCUUGCUCCAGACAAACUACGGGCAGCACGAGCCGAAUUUGACCACAUGCUUCAACUUGGUAUCGUCAGACCGUCCAACAGCCCAUGGGCGUCGCCUCUGCACAUGGUCCCGAAGAAGGUCAUGGGGGACUGGCGUCCUUGCGGCGACUACCGAUCCUUGAAUACGGUGACCACGCCCGAUCGCUAUCCGAUCCCACACAUAGUGGAUCUCACCGCCAGUCUGGCGGGUAAAAGUAUCUUCAGCAAAAUCGACUUGGUACGCGCAUACAACCAAAUUCCGGUAGCCGAAGCGGACAUCGCUAAAACUGCCGUGACGACUCCAUUUGGUUUGUUCGAGUUUCUGCGCAUGCCAUUUGGCCUAAAGAACGCCGCGCAAACUUUUCAGCGCUUCAUCGACCAAGUUUGUCGCGGUUUAGACUUCGCUUACGCGUAUCUCGACGACAUUUUAAUCGCAAGCUCUUCACGAGAAGAGCACAUACGCCACGUACGAACACUUUUUGAUCGUUUAUCUCAACACGGGGUGACGAUCAACGCAGAAAAGUGUUCGUUUGGUGUCGAUUCAGUCAAUUUCCUAGGCCAUCGUAUCUCUUCUGCAGGCGUCGUGCCACUGCAGGAUAAAAUUCAAGCCAUCAUCGACUACCCCGAGCCUCAUUCUUUCAAACAGCUCAGGCGUUUUGAUGGCCUUGUCAACUUUUACCGACGAUUUAUACCCAACUGCGCCUCGCUGAUGCAACCCCUCACGGACCUUCUCCGAGGGAAACUCAAGAAAUUCGAAUUUCCUGCCGCAGCACGCGCUGCUUUUAAGUCGCUGAAAGAGGCUAUCGCCAACAUAGCUUCUAUAGCGCAUCACGAUCCGGCCGCCCCACUGUCCCUCAGUACUGACGCCUCGGACGUGGCAGUCGGCGCUGUUUUGCAGCAACGAGUAGCCGACACGUGGCAGCCCUUAGCGUUUUUCUCCAAACGCCUACAACCUACCGAAUCUCGCUACAGCACGUUCGGUAGAGAACUACUAGCCGUAUAUCUAGCGAUACGUCACUUUCGACACAUCCUAGAAGGCCGCUCCUUUGUCGUCUUCACCGACCACAAACCCCUGACUUACGUGCUCGGCUCGACUACCGACCGAUACUCUCCUAGAGAGUCGCGCCACCUUGACUAUAUCGCUCAGUUUACGACCGAUAUACGGCAUGUCUCAGGUGUGCACAACGCCGUCGCCGAUGCACUUUCUCGCAUCCAAGCUAUCUCCGCUGACGCCGGCACUGCUAUCGACUUGGCAGCCAUGGCCACAGCACAACUCAACGAUCCUGAGCUUGAUCUACUACGCAGGUCUCCCUCAUUGGAUAUACGACCCGUUCCGCUGACAUCAUCAGACGGAACGAUACUCUGCGAUUUAUCUCUGGGCACGCCGCGCCCAGUCGUCCCACGCGAGUUUCGGCAGACCGUGUUCGACGCGUUGCACGGCUUGUCUCAUCCAGGCGUUCGUGCAUCGGUUAAACUCGUAACCGCACGAUUCGUUUGGCGCAAUGUUAAUCGGGACGUCCGUACUUGGGCAGCUGCUUGCCUUCCGUGUCAACGCGCGAAGGUGCACAAGCACACGAGAAGCCCAUUAGGCACUUUUCCGACGCCAGACGCACGUUUUCAUCACGUGCACGUCGACCUCGUAGGUCCUCUGCCGCCUUCCAAAGGCUCUGUAUAUCUACUGACCUGCAUCGAUCGAUUUACUAGAUGGCCUGAGGCCGUCCCUAUCCCAAAUUGCUCCUCGGAAACGGUAGCGAAAGCUUUUAUGGAGCGCUGGGUAGCUCAAUACGGCUGUCCCGCCAUCGUGACCACCGAUCGAGGGUCACAUUUCUCGUCGACAUUUGCCAUGUUGCUUAAGGAUUUAGGCUGUCGCCACGUCCAGACGACGGCGUAUCAUCCGGCCGCUAACGGCAUGGUGGAGCGUUUUCACCGCCAGUUGAAGGCAGCGCUACGUGCGCACGCAGAUCCUUCAUGGUCUGAAACGCUUCCCCUCGUUCUCCUAGGCUUAAGAAACACGGUUAAAACCGAUUUCGACGCCACACCAGCGCAGCUAGUCUACGGUUGCACGCUGCGGUUGCCCGGACAGCUGGUAGCACCAGCCCCAUGUACUUCCACUUUUGACUACGGAAGUUACACUGAUCGAUUGGCUCACCAGAUGCGUGAGCUACGUCCACCCGCUCCUCGAUCGCAGAAGACACCAGUGUACGUGCCCGAGAAGCUGUCUACGUGUUCACACGUCCUUCUUCGCGCAGACGGUGUUCGACAGCCUCUUCAGUCGCCGUACAUAGGACCCUUCAAGGUGCUGCAUCGUGCGAGUAAGGCGUACACUAUUGACCGCGGUGGUCGACACGAAGUCGUCACCAUCGACCGUCUAAAACCCGCCUUUAUGGAAGAAACUACCUCGCCUACUUCGUCUAGUAGUGCUUCGUGCGACGUCACAACUCACCGUACCAGUUUUCCGCAUGCUAAUGAAGUCCAACCAGACCACGAUCACGGUCUACAAGCUUCAGCCGUCCCGACAUCUCCCGAACCUAGUCCGCCGCCUCCCACGACCAAUCGCCGUGGUCGGGAGGUACGUAAGCCCGUUCGUUUCUCCGACUAUGUACAGUGUAAAUACUUUUAACUUUGUAGAUAUUGUAUAUAUUUGCCCCAUUUUUGGUCGAUUAACGUUUUGAAAACAAACAAAAAUAUCAAAAACCUCCGCAAAACCUUUUUC